Messenger RNA from Cucurbita moschata (crookneck pumpkin), 774 nucleotides. RefSeq names its product exopolygalacturonase-like. The record is from RefSeq and is a predicted model, not a curated record. Lineage: Eukaryota; Viridiplantae; Streptophyta; Magnoliopsida; Cucurbitales; Cucurbitaceae. Gene Ontology annotation, molecular function: polygalacturonase activity. The transcript is spliced from 4 exons. Gene Ontology annotation, biological process: carbohydrate metabolic process. The coding region runs from base 1 to 774 and encodes 257 amino acids.
AUGCAACUUGCAACCUUUGUGACCACAAGGAUAUCCGACAAAAACACGAGGAAUUGCCCGAGUUUGAGGUUCAACUUCAUCACCAAUUCAACCAUUAAGGGAAUAACAUCACUUGAUAACAAGAACUUCCAUAUCAAUGUCCUCGGCUGCAACAACCUCACGUUCCAUAAUAUCAAUAUAGCUGCACCAGAAAACAAUCCCAACACUGAUGGAAUACACAUCGGUCGAUCAAAUAAGAUCACAAUAACAAAGUCCAAAAUUGCAAAUGGAGAUGAUUGCAUUUCUCUUGGAGAUGGAAGCAAACUAAUUGAAGUCACCAACGUGACAUGCAGGCCAGGACAUGGAAUAAGCAUCGGAAGUCUUGGAAGAUACACUAACGAAGAACCUGUUGAAGGUGUCACCGUAAAGAACUGCACGUUAGUUAACACCACUAAUGGUGUCAGGAUCAAAACGUGGCCAGCUUCUGCUGCUAGCGGCACCGCCACCAAUAUGCACUUUUUGGACAUUAUAAUGGCCAAUGUUAGCAACCCUAUUCUAAUAGACCAAUAUUGUCUGUGGAAUCAGUGCAAUCGGCAGAUUCCUUCAAAAAUUAAGAUUAGCACAGUGAGCUUCAAGAACAUUAGAGGAAGUUCUGCAACUCCGCUGGCAAUCAAACUUAUUUGCAGUCGUCACUUACCAUGUGACGAUGUAAAAGUAAGCAACAUUGACCUCACUUACAAUGGAAUAAAAGGUCCUAUUUCCUCCCAAUGUGCGAAUGUGAAACCCAUCAUUUAA